GGCGCCCGCCCACUUCCACCAGCUGCUCGUGAGCUGCAUGAGGGCGCAGCGGCUGCAGCCAGCCUCGCUGCAGACCGAGCACACCGCCCUCGCGUUGUCUGUGCCGCCGUCGAUGGAGGCGGCCGGGCUUGAGGUCGACGCGCACGCGCUCGACCUCGUCAUCGGCGUGCACGCCGCCGGCCUGCGGCUGCACACGACACUUCGGCUGCUCGCUGCUCGGCUCGCUGCAGCGGCGAGGUCUCUGCACGGCGAGUACGCUCUGCCGCACACGGGCCGCGCGCACGCCUUUGCGCUGCAGCUCUGCGACAAGAUACACCGCGCCGGCGAGCCGGGUGCCGCCUCCGUGCUGCGCAUGAUGGAGGAGGCGGGGCUGCCGCCGUCCGACGAGCAGCGGGCGCUGCCGGCGACCAUCGCCGCGCGCAAGUUCACGCCGCACGUCGCGCUGCCGCGUUUGCCCGCGCUGAGCUACUCGGCGCGGCGCGGCGGCUUCGUCCGGCCGGAGGAGGCGGUCUCGCCCGCCACCAAGGCCGCAUGGACUCUCACGCGGGCGGGGCGGGCGCAGCACCGCCGCCGGCUCGGCUUGCCCGAGCGGCGGCGAGCGCUGCCCCCUGGCCGCGCUAGCGGCCGCCAACGCUCGCUGCUGGACGGCGGGGACGAAGAGGGGCGCGGGUAGAGCGGCUUUACAUAUUACAAACCGCCA
Molecule: messenger RNA, 700 nt
Organism: Emiliania huxleyi CCMP1516
Lineage: Eukaryota; Haptophyta; Isochrysidales; Noelaerhabdaceae
Exons: 4
Coding region: 38-673 (211 amino acids)
Source: RefSeq, a predicted model, not a curated record